Molecule: messenger RNA, 3074 nt
Organism: Manis javanica (Malayan pangolin)
Lineage: Eukaryota; Metazoa; Chordata; Mammalia; Pholidota; Manidae
Gene: SLC22A13
Product: solute carrier family 22 member 13
Biological process (GO): transmembrane transport
Cellular component (GO): membrane
Molecular function (GO): transmembrane transporter activity
Source: RefSeq, a predicted model, not a curated record
UGGAGCCACAGAGCUUUCCGUGGCCCCGGGCUGAGCAGGUGGUGACAGGCGCCCAAUGGCUCAGUUUGCCCAGGUUCUGGCUGAAAUAGGCGACUUCGGUCGCUUCCAGGUACAGCUGCUGAUACUGCUGAGUGUGCCCAACUUCCUGUCUGCCUUCUACAUGUUUGCCCAGGUCUUCAUGGUCCUGGACGAGGCCCACCACUGCUCCGUGGCCUGGGUCAAGAACCACACUUUGAACCUGAGUGCUGCUGAGCAGCUGGCACUGGGCGUGCCCCUGGAUGCCACGGGCAGUCCCGAGCCCUGCCUCAUGUUCCGGCCGCCCCCCAACAGUGCCAGCCUAGAGGACAUCCUUAGCCACCGCUUCAAUGAGACGCAGACUUGCCAGGCAGGCUGGGACUACCCCGAAGGCAGGCCCCCAUCCCUAAAGAACGAGUUCAAUCUGGUUUGUGAUCAGAAGAGCCUGAAGGAGACCUCGCAGUCGGUGUACAUGGCUGGGCUCCUCACCGGCGCCCUCAUCUUCGGGCCCCUCUGUGACAGGAUUGGCCGCAAGGCCACUGUCCUGACACAGCUGCUCCUCUUCGCUGUCCUCGGUCCCGCCACAGCCUUUGUGCCCAGCUUUGCAUUCUACAUGGCCCUGCGCUUUGCUGUGGCUACUGCUGUUGCAGGGUACACCUUCAGCAACGUCGCCCUACUCACAGAGUGGGUGGGGCCCUUGUGGAGGACUCGGGCUGUGGUGCUGGCCCACUGUGCCUUCUCCCUGGGGCAGAUGGUGCUGGCAGGACUCGCCUAUGGCAUCCGUAACUGGAGGUCCUUCCAGAUCGCCGGCACCACACCAGUCCUUCUGCUCUUCUUCUACUUCUGGGCCCUGCCAGAAUCAGCACGGUGGCUCCUGGCCCGGGGGAGGGUGGAGGAGGCUAAACAAGUGAUCCAGAAGGCGGCCUCAGUCAACGGGCGGAAACUCUCCCCAGAGCUCCUGGGCCAGCUGGUCCGGGAGGACACAGGCCCCUUGGGGAAUGCCCUGGAUCUGAUCAGACACCCACAGCUGCGGAAGGUGACGCUGAUUCUCUCCUAUGUCUGGUUUGUGGACAGUCUGGGCUACUUCGGCCUGAGCCUGCAAGUGGGGGACUUUGGCCUGGACAUCUACCUGACACAGCUAAUCUUUGGAGCAGUUGAGGUGCCUGCUCGCUACUCCAGCAUCUUCAUGAUGCAGUGGUUGGGCCGCAAGUGGAGCCAACUGGGGACGCUGGUUCUGGGUGGCCUCAUGUGUAUUGCCAUCAUCUUCGUCCCAGCAGAUCUUCCCGUGGUGGUCACUGUGCUGGCCGUGGUGGGGAAGUUUGCCACGGCUGCCGGCUUUACCAUCUCCUAUGUGUACUCUGCCGAACUCUUCCCCACCAUCAUCCGGCAGACAGGAAUGGGGCUGGUGGGCAUCUUCUCAAGGAUCGGCGGCAUCAUCACACCACUUGUGAUCCUGCUGGGCGAGUACCAGGCAGCCCUCCCUAUGCUCAUCUAUGGCAGCCUCCCCAUCGGGGCUGGCUUACUGUGUGCCCUGCUGCCAGAGACUCGUGGCCAGACCCUGAAGGACACCAUCAAGGACCUGGAGCAGGGGCCCCACCCACGGUCCCUGAAGUUGGCACCCUCAGAAAAGGCAGCAGAAGCCUUGGGAAGACCUUCUGGCCCCAGGCUGGACUUUGUGAGCAGCACGUACUUCUGACUGUCUCUCUGAAAGCAAGACCCGCAGUGGCAGGGGGCUGCCCAGCAUUCCCGUGGGAAGUCUGGCACCUGUGAGCAAACCAGCCUCGCUGAUCGGGCAGAAGUGACUUGGCCUAGGUGCCACCUCCUGGCUCAUGGCAUCCAGUCCCAGGAGCAUCUCCCGCAGGACCCUGCCCAGUAUGCUGUUCUGGGUUAGGGUCUUGGGUUUAACUUGUUCUCUGACUGUCUUGUGGGGGUACAACUCCUCUGAUCCUCUCCACCUGGUGUCCCUUACUCUCAAAACAUAGUCAAGUCCAGAACAGUUAGGUGGGGACUUUCUAAGUAUAGGGGAAGUAGCUGCAGAAAAAAUGGGAGAUUGUGGAGGAUGUGCAGGCAGGUGGGUGAAGGGAAGGCUGUGGUCCAUCCCAGUAGCUGUGCCAGGCCCUCUGGCUAAGGUGGGGCCACUGGGGGCCCUUGAUCUUGCUGAGCAAGACUGUGUGUGCAGUCAAACCAGAGCUUCAGAGACUCCCCCACCUCCUGCCCCCUGCCUCAGUGUCGUCUAACUCAUGGCUCGAAGACCAGAAGUGGGGAGAGGGAGGAACUUGGCCCAGUCCCUGUCUGUGACACCUCCAAGGUCCUCUGGGACCUCUGUAUUGUACCUUAAUACGUGUGAUGUGCUCUCUGCUGCCCUCAUGGACCCCACAGUGCCCUGCAUGUCUCCCAGAAGGCAGCCCUCAGCAGGGCUCCCAUCCAACCACCUUGAGUCAGCCUACCUUCCCAGCAGCUACUUGGCGAAAUGAGCCCGGACCUGCCAGCCAGUGGCAGGGAGAGCUGGCUCAGCCUCCCCUUUUCCUGUCUUCAGUGGCACCUCCAGCCAACCUCCUACCAGACAGUGAGGCCCCACCCUCUCCUCACAGGCACCCCAGCCCCAGGAAGUGGUCUUUGAGAGCCUCCCCUCACACUCACCUUCUCUGAUGGAGCCUGUGGGGGAGGCUGGCGCCCCACCAGUUUUACUGUCUGUAAAUUCAGCGUAGAUGUGUUCAGCCCCUCUUUUGAAACAUAGGUAUCUAUUAGUCAUGGUCUCAGCUUUGAAGUGAUGGGGAAAAGUUCUGUUUAGCCCCCUACUGUGUACCCAGUCAUGGAGCCCCAAGCUAAACACUGCUUGGGGACACUCAAAAGUCUUUCUUGACAUGAUGUGGCACCCAGGCUGAAACCUCCCACUUGGGGAAAACUUUAGGUGGGAGUGAGGAAACUGUCAUCUCAAAGCUGAAGGCAGUGUCCUCUGAGGCGUGGACACUCACCUCCCUUUGAGGCAGAAUGGGCUUCAUUCCUGGAAAGAGACUUAACAGGUCCUUUGGUACCAGAAUAAAUGUAGACUCACCUAC